Diceros bicornis minor is the source of this 2038-nucleotide messenger RNA. It is a transcript of the gene PRKCSH, whose product is annotated as protein kinase C substrate 80K-H. NCBI's taxonomy places the organism in Eukaryota, Metazoa, Chordata, Mammalia, Perissodactyla, Rhinocerotidae. The transcript is spliced from 18 exons. The record is from RefSeq and is a predicted model, not a curated record. The coding region runs from base 101 to 1690 and encodes 529 amino acids. Gene Ontology annotation, biological process: N-glycan processing; liver development. Gene Ontology annotation, cellular component: glucosidase II complex. Gene Ontology annotation, molecular function: calcium ion binding; protein binding.
CUGCAGGAGGCACCGUUUGCUUCUGGGCCCGGGGGCGCGGUGGAUCUUGACCUUUGCCCCGGCCGCGUAACCCGUUUCCGGCUUCCGAGCCUCCGGCGAGAUGUUACUGUUGCUGCUGCUGCUGCCCGUGUGCUGGGCCGUGGAGGUCAAGCGGCCCCGGGGCGUCUCCCUGACCAACCAUCACUUCUACGAUGAGUCCAAGCCUUUCACUUGCCUGGAUGGCUCGGCCACCAUCUCCUUUGAUCAGGUCAACGAUGACUACUGUGACUGCAAGGAUGGCUCGGAUGAGCCCGGCACAGCCGCCUGUCCUAACGGCAGCUUCCACUGCACCAACACUGGCUACAAGCCCCUGUACAUCCCCUCCAGAUGGGUCAACGAUGGAGUUUGCGAUUGUUGUGAUGGGACCGACGAGUACAACAGCGGGACCGUCUGUGAGAACACCUGCAAAGAGAAGGGCCGGAAGGAGAGAGAGACCCUGCAGCAGAUGGCAGAAGUUACCCGCGAGGGCUUCCGCCUGAAGAAGAUCCUGAUUGAGGACUGGAAGAAGGCCCGGGAAGAGAAGCAGAAAAAGCUCCUCGAGCUCCAGGACGGAAAGAAAUCCCUGGAGGACCAGGUGGAGAUGCUGCGGACGGUGAAGGAGGAGGCCGAGAAGCCAGAGAAGGAGGCCAAAGACCAGCACCGGAAGCUGUGGGAAGAGCAGCAGGCCGCCUCCAAGGCCCAGCGGGAGCAGGAGCUGGCGGCCGACGCCUUCCAGGAGCUGGACGACGACAUGGAUGGGGCGGUCUCGGUGACUGAGCUGCAGACACACCCGGAGCUGGACACGGAUGGGGAUGGGGCGCUGUCAGAAGGGGAGGCCCAGGCCCUCCUCGGGGGAGACGCGCAGACGGAUGCCGCCGCCUUCCGUGACCGCGUCUGGGCUGCCAUCAGGGACAAGUACCGGUCCGAGGUGCUGCCCACUGAGCAGCCAGUGCCUUCCACACCUGAGCUGAUGGAGCCCGAGGAGGAGCAGCCCCCGGUGCCCUUGCCGCCCACGGAGGACGAGGAGGACGAGGAAGAGGAGGAGGAGGAGGACGAGGAGGAGGAUACCCAGGGGCAGGGGGAGCAGCCCAAGGAGGCCCCGCCCCCACUGGUGCCCCCCCAGGCGGCCAGCCCCAGCGAGGAGGACACGAUGCCACCCUACGACGAGCAGACGCAGGCCUUCAUCAACGCCGCCCAGGAGGCCCGCAGCAAGUUUGAGGAGGCCGAGCGGUCCCUGCGGGAAAUGGAGGAGUCUAUCAGGAACCUGGAGCAGGAGAUCUCCUUUGAUUUUGGCCCCGACGGGGAGUUUGCCUACCUGUACAGCCAGUGCUACGAGCUGGCCACCAACGAGUACGUCUACCGGCUCUGUCCCUUCAAGCUGGUUUCCCAGAAACCCAAGCUAGGCGGCUCCCCCACCAACCUCGGCACCUGGGGCUCGUGGGCUGGCCCCGAGCAUGACAAGUUCAGCGCCAUGAAGUACGAGCAGGGCACGGGCUGCUGGCAGGGCCCCAAUCGCUCUACCACCGUGCGCCUGCUGUGCGGGAAGGAGACGGCGGUGACCAGCACUACGGAGCCCAGUCGCUGCGAGUACCUCAUGGAGCUGACGACACCGGCUGCCUGCCCAGAGCCGCCACCCGAACCACCUGCCGAUGGCGACCACGACGAGCUCUAGCCCUGCCCCGAGCAGAGAACCUCAAGGCAUGGAACCAGCCCCAGCAGUGCCGGCCACCCGCCCUUCAGUCUGUGGACCAAGGCCUGUUCCUCUGGGUCUACUUGCCCUCCCCAGGGGGCAGAAACCGUGUGGGGCUCCGUGUCCUGCCCUCUGGGGUCCAGGGGGCAGAGCCAUGUUCCCAGGCCCCAGCCACCUCCAGAGAUGGAAUAAAGGAGCUGGCCCUCCCUGGGUCCCCACCCUGGUGGCUCACCCCUGCCUCGCCCCCUGCCCAGGGCAUCUGCCUCCCCUCCUGGUGGGGAUGAGUGACUUGACCUGUGACCUCGAAACAAUAAACGUGAUCCCCCCGAA